CCCUCCCUCUGCAUUGCACAGGUGGAGCAGAACCAUGCUUGGGAUGGCUGGGCGUCGGCUGAGGUCGCCUCGCCAGGCAGGAGCCGGCCAGCCAGCAGGCUCCCUUGUGAAGGUGUUUCUCUACUGCAUAUCGCUUGUACCCGGGCGUCUCUCCCAUCCCACCCUGGAGUAACCCCGUGAGUCGGUGGUUAGGGUCUGUUCGGCUGGACACACUUGUCAUGCUCGCUCGCAGCACCACCUUGCAGCCUGAGCUCUGCUUCCAUGUCCCUCCUCCCCCGGCGUGAAAGGCAGGUCCUGGCCCCAGGUGGAGGUUUUAUCAGUGUUUGUCAACUCGCUGCUCUACAUCCUGCUCUGCAGUGCAGCUGGCCUCCCCUCCCCCCGUUUGCCUUGCAGACAUGGCCUUCCCGCGGAACCAGAAGCUGAACCUCCUGCGCCUCACCGUGCUCUUGAUCGUGGCUUUAGCAGGCAUCAAAUUUAUCUUCCGAGACAGCGUUACCCUGGAGCUGCACAAGCACAUCAGCAAGGACAAUGACUUCUGGGGAAAGGCUGGAGAGGAAAAGGAGGAGGCCCACCCCCACAGCCAGGCCCUGGAGCUCUCGGCGGUGAAGAUAACAGGUCCAAAGGAAGACACCAAAAAGCAGCUCUCCAAGGACUUCAGCACCACGGAGAUGAGGCUUGUCCACCUGGACCUGAAAGGAGCCGCGCCCAAGGUCUCCUACUUGGAGCAGGUGUUUCCGCUUCUCUCCAAACUUGGUGCAAAUGGAAUCCUGGUCGAGUACGAAGACAUGUUUCCCUUUAAGGGUGAGCUUGAAACCCUCAAGUCUCCAUACGCUUAUAGCGAAGACGACGUCGAGAAGAUCCAGCAGCUAGCGGCGCUCAAUCAGCUGGAGGUGGUUCCCCUGGUGCAGACCUUUGGGCACGUGGAGUUUAUCCUGAAGCACGACAAGUACCGAUACCUGCGGGAGGUCGAGCGUUUCCCCAACAGCCUCAACCCCCACGUCCCAGACACCCUGUCCCUGCUGAAGAGCAUCCUGUCGCAGGUGAUGGACAAACACAGACACUCCAGCUGGAUCCACAUCGGAGCCGACGAGGUCUUUCAUCUAGGGGAAGGGAUGGAUUCCAAGAACUGGAUCAGCCGCAGCGAUGGAGACGUGGGGAAGAUGUACCUGAAUCACAUCAAGGAGGUUGUGAACUUCAUCGUGAACCAGUACAAGGGACUCCAAGUCCUCAUGUGGGACGACAUGCUGAGGAAGAUCAGCGUGGGAGCCAUCCAAGAAUCUGGCAUCGCGAAGCAUGCCUCCCCGGUGCUGUGGUUCUACGCCCCAGACUUUGACACGGAGCAGAUAGGAAAGUUUAUUUCAAAGUACGCAGACAGUGGCUUCAAAUCGGUGUGGUUCGCGAGUGCCUUUAAAGGCACCACCGGCCCCGCGCAGGCCUGGACCCCUUUAAAUUACCACCUGAAAAACCACCUGAGCUGGCUGAAGGUGAUCCAGGCCAUGUCCAAGUUCCCGUUCAUCAAGUUCCAGGGAAUUGCCCUCACUGGGUGGCAGAGGUAUGACCACUACUCCGUGCUGUGUGAGCUGCUGCCGGUGGGGAUCCCGUCCCUGGCCAUGUGUCUGCAGACGCUGGUGAACGGUGGAUUUACUGAAGCAACUAAAAAGAGAAUCCUGGACAUGUUGGGCUUCCAGAGCAUCAAUCUAGAGAAGAGCAUGUGUGAAGGGAAUGGUGCAUUUCCAGGCUCUGAAAUCUAUCGCAUGGUCGAGCAAAUCAAUGGCCAGUUAAAAGAGAGCAUUGCGAAAGUCCUGGAGGAAGAAAGCGCCAUCAAGGGCUGGUUCAGCCCGUACCACAGGAAGCACCAGUUCGGUAACCCGCGCAACCUGGAGAACUUCGGCACCAAGGUGUUGAAGGUCCACGAGGACUGGGAGAACUUCAUCCAGAACUUCCGCUCCCAGCUGGAGAGCAUCUACUUCCCCGACACGGUGGAGGAGUGGAUGGAGGAGAACGUCAAUCCCUACAUGGACCGGCUGCGGGAGUUCGUCCGGGACUACAGGGAGAUCAUCCGCCUGAAUGCCAAGCCCAGGGCCCUGUAG
This is a messenger RNA of Emys orbicularis (European pond turtle), 2090 nucleotides long. RefSeq names its product hexosaminidase D-like. The transcript has 13 exons. Bases 396 to 2090 code for a protein of 564 amino acids. Gene Ontology annotation, biological process: carbohydrate metabolic process. Lineage: Eukaryota; Metazoa; Chordata; Testudines; Emydidae. The record is from RefSeq and is a predicted model, not a curated record. Gene Ontology annotation, molecular function: hexosaminidase activity.